Molecule: messenger RNA, 309 nt
Organism: Purpureocillium takamizusanense
Lineage: Eukaryota; Fungi; Ascomycota; Sordariomycetes; Hypocreales; Ophiocordycipitaceae
Exons: 1
Coding region: 1-309 (102 amino acids)
Source: RefSeq, a predicted model, not a curated record
AUGUCUGACCCCGCCUUGCUUGAAGAGCUCGCAGAGCUGGCGUUUCAUAAGGGCCAGAUUGAGAAAUGCGAAAAUGCCGGAACCGGUGGCAACUUUACGCCAGCCGUCUUCCUAGAAGUCGUGCGCUACGUUGACAGAGAACAUGGGGAUGACAUUGCGAGACAUUUUCAUGAGUGCAUUGACCACCACGAUGGUUCGUUUGACCUCACUCGUGUCGAUCACUUUGCGGCACUGGCUGUCGCUGCGGCCAGAGGAUAUUUCACCAGGGACAAUCGGGGCGAAGCAAACGAAGCGUCGUACAUUGUAUGA